Molecule: messenger RNA, 1635 nt
Organism: Penicillium chermesinum
Lineage: Eukaryota; Fungi; Ascomycota; Eurotiomycetes; Eurotiales; Aspergillaceae
Product: serine hydrolase domain-containing protein
Exons: 2
Coding region: 1-1635 (544 amino acids)
Source: RefSeq, a predicted model, not a curated record
AUGGCCGACUAUUUGCAACCCCGAGACCCUAACUUAGAACGCCUCGGCGCAUGUACACAGGAAAUUGAGAAGAUCAGAGAAAUAUGCGAAGCACCGUCUCUCAGCUUUGGGGUCAUCCAUCAAGGACAGGUGAUUCUCAAGCAAAGCAUCGGCCAUCGAGAUGCGAGCAAAAGCCUUCCAGUCGACCCAGAAACUAUCUACAUAAUCGGAUCCUGUUCGAAGAUGUUCCUAGCUGCCGCGCUAGGCAUUCUCGUUGAUGAGGGUAAGAUUCGGUGGCAAGAUCCGAUCCAGAAAUACAUACCCGAGUUCGAUCCGGUAGGAGACCCUCAGAUUGGACAGAAAGCAGAUAUCAUCGAUUGCAUGCGACAUACUACCGGAUUAAAAGAUGCCAUUCGACUCAUCUUGGGCCCUUCGGGCUCCGUCCUGAUCGACGAAGAGAACCACGUGCCAUUGUUGAACCUCAUGUCUACCUCUGGUGCCGAAGGCCAGAGGUUCAAUCGCGAGUGGGAUUAUAACAAUGCUGUGGUGGGACUCCUGGCCUUGGUUGUCCAGCAAGUGACCGGGCAACGCUACGCCGACUUUUGGACUGGUCUGAUCUCAGAAGGAGACGACAAUGUGGCAGACGCCUGCGCUGUCAUGAGCAACGGCACCGUUGUCAAGGCUCUAGAGACGUCCUGGCCUGGAAAGAACUACCCAGCUCUGGUAUCUGCUACCGGCAUGCGGAGCACGCUGAAUGAUCUGCUCACCUGGUGUCUUGCCGUUCUUGCUGCAGAGAGAAGCGAAAGAGAUUCCAACUACGCAGGGCUAUCGCAUAACCCUUUGAAGCAAGUUAAUCGCGUUCGUCGAGGGUAUUGGACACGGCCAGCGGACGACCCCGAGUUCAGCAAGGCUUCCGUGUAUGGCAUGGGAUGGGUAGGAAUGAAACUCCCAUCGUCUAUGCUGGGCGCAUUUGGCGGCAAUCUUCAUUCGCGGGAGAAGGAUCAUCAGGUACAUCUACAGAAUAUCAUGGGAAAAGACUCUCAGCCUGACUCAAUGGUGAUGAUCGGGCACACAGGCGGCGUCAAAGGAAUGGUCACUACUCUAUGGACGUUCCCCGAGACGCAGAGUGCAGUCGUCGCGAUCGCGAAUGCGCGGGACUUCGGCGAUGCAUCGGAUUUUACCGCACAAUUAUUGAUCCAAUCAUUAUUUGAUCUGAAGCCCCGGCUGGAUCUUGUGCCCUGGGCGCUGAAAGAAAGAGAAUUGGCGCGGUCAUACUUUCAACGGAAGAUGGCCCAGCCGUGGAUCGACAAUCGCUGUUCUACCGAUCCAAAGAGAGACCCGAAAUGCUAUGCAGGUCAAUACCGAGGAUUUAACGGUUUGCUGGCCAUAAGCAUAGUAGGUGACUCCCAGGCCAACCUGUCGGUGGUGUUCAACAACUGUCCAGGCUCCAAGUUGCCGUUACUGUUUUAUAAGAAAGACGUAUAUAGCUAUUUUGACCCGGAUGAGGAUACAUGGAAAAGGCAGUCCUCAUGGCCAGUGAGCUAUCAGCAGGUGCUACUUGCGUUCGAGGUUGAUGAAUUGACGAGCAAAGCAACAAAUCUUCGGUGGCAAUGGGACAUGGAUCUGGAGCCCGCUUUGUUCUGUCGGAUUGACUGA